This is a messenger RNA of Penicillium oxalicum, 1704 nucleotides long. RefSeq lists its product as uncharacterized. The transcript has 3 exons. Gene Ontology annotation, cellular component: glucosidase II complex. Bases 1 to 1704 code for a protein of 567 amino acids. Gene Ontology annotation, biological process: N-glycan processing. The record is from RefSeq and is a predicted model, not a curated record. NCBI's taxonomy places the organism in Eukaryota, Fungi, Ascomycota, Eurotiomycetes, Eurotiales, Aspergillaceae.
AUGAGACUUUCUCAGUCACUUUUCUUGCUGGCUGUAGCCGGGUCUGGUGCCCGAGCUAGCAGUGACAAAAUCACUCGUCCGCGAGGCGUGGCUCCUGAAUUCGCCAAAUAUUAUCAGGACUCCAAGACAUUCACCUGUAUCUCUGAUCCCACCGUACAAAUUCCCUUCUCCGCCGUCAAUGACGACUUUUGCGAUUGUCCUGAUGGAAGUGACGAGCCCGGGACCUCGGCGUGCUCGCAUCUGUCGCCUAAUUCACCGCUAGGUAUCGCGGAUCGAUUCGGAAGCAUGGACGGGCCGGUCGCCAAUGCAUUGCCGGGAUUCUACUGCAAGAACAAGGGCCAUCGGCCAGCAUUUGUGCCGUUCCAACGAGUCAACGAUGGGGUCUGUGACUAUGAGUUAUGCUGUGAUGGUAGUGAUGAAUGGGCACGAGUGGGAGGCACCAAGUGUGAGGACCGCUGCAAGGAAAUUGGGAAGAAAUGGCGCAAGGCGGAAGAACAGCGUCAAAAGUCCAUGACAGCAGCGCUGAAGAAGAAGAAGGCCUUGCUCGUCGAAGCCCAGCGCCUGCAUCAGGAUAUUGAGGGACAGGUUCGCGGUCUCGAGGCUGAGGUCAAGGAGGCCGAAGCCAAGGUGGGCGUCCUUGAGAAUGAACUCAAAGCUGUCGAGGAGGCAGACCGGAAGACGAUUCGGGGCGGUGGCAAAGGCAAGGGCAAAGUCAGUGCACUUGUGGGCGUGGCCAAGGCCCGCGUCGAUGAGCUGCGGGAUGCGCUGCUGGAAGUUCGUCAGCAGAGGGACGAGGCUCAAUCGCGGGUGGAGGAACUGGAGGGGAUUCUGUCCAAGUUCAAGAUCGAAUAUAACCCGAACUUCAACGAUGAGGGUGUCAAGCGCGCUGUGCGCAGCUGGGAGGACUAUGCGGCCCGCGACAAGACCGAGAUUGUCAAUCAGGCCCGGGAUCGCGACUUGAGUGAGAUUGCCAAGGCCGACGGCGAGAGCUCCGGCGUCGACUGGGAGCAUUGGGAAAAUGAAGAUGACGGCUGCAAAGACCCCGAACUGAUCUAUCAGCUUGCCGCAUAUCUUCCCCCUUCGGUGGUGGAAUUUAUUGAAGAGAAGGUUCUUGCUUUCCGCUCAUUUCUGGAGACGAGUGGCUUCCUUGCCACCACGCCCAAAAGCGAAACUCCAGUGGAAUCCAAGGCCGUGACCAAGGCCCGCGAUGCCCUGAAAUCACAGGAAAACACCCUUCGAGACCUCAACAACAAGCUUCGGGAUCAGCGGGCCGAUCUUGAGACAAACUAUGGCCCGGGAGGCAUCUUUCGGGCCCUCAAGGGCCAGUGCAUCUCCAAGGACGCGGGCGAGUAUACCUACGAACACUGCUUCUUCCAAGAUACCAAGCAAAUUUCCAAAAAGGGCGGAUCGUCUACGUCCAUGGGCAAAUUCAACCAGAUCACGUCUACCGUGGUGGAGGAGCUCAACGACGCUGGGGAUAUCGUGUUGAUCGAGAAGGUUGCCCUGGAAUACGACCGUGGGCAGCAUUGCUGGAAUGGACCCAACCGCUCUACCAAGGUGGUUCUUGAAUGUGGUCAGGAGAAUGAGAUCUUGAAGACGGCCGAGGAUGAGAAGUGCGUCUACUCCAUGCUCGUGACUACGCCGGCUGUCUGUCCUGGCGCGGAGGAGAAAGGGGACGCUUCUCGGUCCAAAGAUGAGCUGUGA